CCAAUCAUUUCAGAUGAUUAACUCCCAUACCCUCGAUGCAAUUGAGCGGUUUUAGGAUCCCAAAAUGUUAUACGGUUUCGUGGUGGAAGGAAUGAAUGGAGACUGGGAAAAGUUAGCCAAGAAAAGUGUUGUGUAUUGAAACUGAUGAUAAUUAUGUUCAAUUUCAGGUCGGUGUUGUCUUUGCUGAAAGAGGACACGGUACAACAAACGACAUUACCGUAAGAUCUGGAAUACAACUGCAUUUAAAAAAAAAAAAAAAAAAAAAAGAAACUCGACUACACGACAGUUGUGUGUUUUUACGACGGAGGUAAAGUUUGUUUGUCUUAGUUUGCUUGAAAACCCACGUUGUUUCUUGUGAAACCGAUUCGAGGGAUCUGCGAGCGAUCGAACGACAUUAUUCUGUUCUGUGGAUAGGAAGUAUAUGUACACCAACAUGGUACAGACCUGCGAUUGUUUUUAGUGGAUUUACCGGUUAACCAAGGGAGAGAUAGACACACACACUUAAGGAGAAGAGAGACCCCCCACCCACCCCCUGUGGUAGCCUUUUUACAGUGGAUGUUACCGUCAAAUCGUCUGUCAUUAUGAACGUGGGCACGUCGUGGUGGUGGUUGCUGUCAACGGUUACCGCAGUUCUGUGUGUUGUCGCAUCCAACGGUGAUUUCGUUGCCCCGGUAAUCGGCAGCAGUGAUCCCUUGGCUCAGGGCCCGCCGCUGUUCAAGGAGCAGCCGAAGCCCAACUACUACGUGGUGAAGAACAAGCCAGUGACGAUCACGUGCCGGGCGACGCCCGCGAUCCAGAUCACGUUCAAGUGCGCGGGGCAGCAGGUGCAGGCGAAACACCAGGUGAACCUGAAGCUGAUCGACCCUAUCACGGGCAUCCGCACCCUCCAGUCGAGCAUCAAGGUGUCGCGGGAGGAGGUGGAGGAGUACUUUGGCAGCGAGGGAUACAUCUGUAGGUGCUAUGCCUGGAACACCGUACCCGGGUCACCCGCGCCCAAGUUCGUCGAGAGUAAACCGGGACUCGUUGAAGUGGCAUAUUUGAAAAAACGAUUCCAGCGUGAGCCGAUGAGUCACAGUGUUGAGAUGGAGUCCACCGUGGAACUACAGUGUCUACCACCGGACAGCAAACCACUACCAGAGGUUUUUUGGCUGAAAGACAACAAAUUGAUCAAUGUUCAGGAGGAGAUUAAUUUCAUAAUUUCGAGCGAGGGGAGUCUGAUCAUCAACCAGGCACGGCUCAAGGACACAGGGAACUACACCUGUGGGGCCAUGAACCCGGCAAGUCGCCGACUCAGCGAUUCUGCCGUCCUCACAGUGUAUGUGAAUGGUGGUUGGUCAACAUGGAGUCAGUGGACGGACUGCUCAGCAAAGUGCGGAAAGGGAAAACAGCACCGCACACGCACAUGUACAAAUCCAGCACCGCUGAAUGGUGGGAAACCCUGCACAGGGGAGACAAUGCAAAACAGUGCAUGCACGGCCAUUUGUCAAGUGGAUGGUUUUUGGUCUCCGUGGUCCUCCUGGUCGACUUGCAGCCCCGAUUGUAUUCACCACCGCCGCAGGUCUUGUGACAAUCCUCGCCCUAUGAAUGGCGGUGGUUACUGCAGCGGCAAGGAUCUCGACUCCAUUAACUGCACUGGCGGCAUGUGCAGAGACAAACGACAAAUCUCCCCAAGAUUUGGUUCCACUCAGAAGGCUGAAACCAAGAUAGAACUGAAUACAUACAACUCAUUUGUAGAAAAGUCUGCCGAAGCGAGUCGUGCUGACGAUGAGGAGAAGAAUAUCAAGGUUUAUAUUGGGAUCUGUGUGGGUGUCGCCGUGGUGAUCAUCGCCAUAGUGGUAGCUGUAAUCAUCCUCCGACAGAAGAGAGUUCAUCAGCAGAAUGUAUUCGGGGUUGAUGGACAAGGACCUGAUGUGAAUUCCCCACUGGCUGAAGAUGAGAAAAAAAUAAACAAGAAUGGAGACAUGCUGUCCAUCCAGCCCGACCUGACCCAGACGGUGGUGACAGUGCAGCACGUGAAUCCCGGCGACUCUCCCAACAACAACCACAUGAACGCCAUGGAGAAAGCUCCGCCCAUUUACAGUGUGCCCGAUACGACGGGCUCGUCACAGAGACUUUCCGCCACGCUGGGCAAAAACAGCAAGACGUUACUGGUGGAGCCGACCAUCAGCCAGAACGGCAGUGUUUCCAUGGACAGUUCUGGGGGGCGGGACAGUGGCAAAAACAUGCUGUCCGUCUCACCCAGGCCAUCAUCGCAGGGCGAAAACCUGCAGGACAGUCGACAGUCGAUGAUCUCCAUGCAGCUGCCCAGCACGAUAGACGCGGAGGCCGUUACCUGGAGUACAUUCAGUAGCAGUGGUGGACGACUUCUCCUGCCAGAAUCAGGUGUUUGUAUGACGAUUCCAGAAGGCGCCAUCAAGAAGGGUUGCGUAGAGGAGGUGUACAUGGCGGUGUGCCGUGAUGAUAAAGACAGGCCCAGAUUAAAUGACCGCCAGACAAUACUGAGUCCAGUGUUGCUGAUUGGGCCCCAGUCUGCGAUGUUGAAGAAACCCAUAAUUCUUUCCUUCCAACACUGCGCUAGUAUGAGGCAGGGGGGAUGGAUCCUCUCUGUGUACAGCAGCUACACCCCUGCCGAUGAACCCCCUCAGUGGCAGAAAUUGGUGACACUAGGCCAUGAAACGAUCAACACACCUCUGUACAUGCAGUUAGAUGCUGAUCACUGUCAUCUCGUUACCGACCAACUCCAGCGCUAUGCUUUGAUUGGUGAAUCGGUCGGAGGCGGGCGGGCAGUCAAGAUUCUGCGUCUGGCAGCGUUCGCCCCGGCAAUCACACCUUCCAUGGAUUACAGUAUUAGAGUUUAUGUCGUCGAAGACACAGCCGAUGCUUUAGAGGGUGUGAUACAGAUGGAACGCAGGUUAGGAGGAAGAUUGCUUGACAAACCAAAACAGAUUCCAUUCCAAGAUGGCGGUAACAACCUGUGCCUAACAAUCGAGGAGUUGUCCCCUGGCUGGAGGAGUAAGCUCGCAGCAAAUUACCAGGAGAUUCCAUUCCGGCACAUUUGGAGUGGGAACCAGAACACGUUACACUGCUCAUUCAGCCUGGAGCUUGUUGACCGGUCACAGACGAAGAUCAGCUGCAAGAUCCAGGUCUACCAGAAAGCCAUCUUGUCCAACCGACAGGUGCUACAGAUAGUCAGUAAUUUAAAAGAGAAGAUGCCUCCAUGUCCAACGCCAUCUGGUACUCUUAAAGGGAGAUCAUCCACUGUAAACUCUGUGGGUACAAGCUCAGGAUUCAGUUCCAUGGUGACCCUUGACCCAUCUUCACAAGUGUUCAGGUUACCUCCGCACAUAAAGGCUCAGUUGUGUAUGUUGCUUGAUCCGCCCAACACUCGAGGAAACGACUGGCGCAUGCUGGCUCGCACUCUCUCUGUAGAUAGGUAUAUUAAUUUCUUUGCCACGAAGCCGAGCCCGACAGAACACAUACUUGACUUGUGGGAGGCACGGCAUCGGGAGGAGACUGCCAUCACUGACCUCAUGAACGUCCUGCGAGUGAUGGGACGCAUGGACGCAGCCGCGGUGCUAGAGAAAGACAUGGGGUCAUGGUUGUGAUCUACUGUGCAAGCGUCGUCGCUCUUGUGUCAUUGCCUCAUUGUGAUAAAGUGUUCUCUGUACCAGAACAUCAUACGACAAACCGUCUCCAAAACUUGUAGAGUGGAAGAAAAAAAACAGAAUGUAAAAAACCCCAGAUGCUUGAAAUGGGCGACAUGUGGAAUUAAACAUGUGAACAUUUUCCCCCAAAAAAUGAAUCUGAAGGUUUAUUGAAAAUUAUUUGAAUGGAGUCCAUUCUUCCUGUUUGAGGUGCUAGAAAGUUGGACGAACACUGCAAUAUUCUUGUGAAGAGAUCGUCUCAUGUUCUAGGGGAGAUAACCCUGCAUGGCUUUAUUUUAGUUUUGCUUGCAAUGAUCUGAGCGAGUUAUCUCCCUUCAUAGUACAAAUGUGUCAGAGAGGGCUGUUCGAAAACAAUGUUGGAAAAUUAUGCUCUAUUUUUCUCAUUUAAAAAAACAAACAUAACGAACAGCAAGAUACUGUUGAAGUAUUGAUGAGAAAAAGAGCUGAAAUGAAGGAUUUUAAAAACUAUUUUGUUCUUGAAUUUCAAGACAGUAUUGAACCUGAACCAAAGUGAAGAUGUGCAAGAUAUUCUCGUGCCUAUAUUUUUUAUGGAGUCUUUUACAAAUAAGACUUGCAUGGAUGCAUCAGACCUUAAUAAAAACCUAACUCCAUUACCUCAGAGGGACUGGAAUGAGCUCUAGAUUUCAUUAGAGUUCUCAAACAGAUAUGUCGGGAGUAUGCAGAUAAAACAAAAACAAUGUGUUCUCUUGGAAUAUUUGUUUCAGUUGCAGAAAAAUGACUGUUAUUUAAACAAUGUUACAAGAGUUCCACAGGAUCACUUGCAUUGACUGGUUGACAAAAUGACCGUUAUUUAAACAAAGUUGAGAGAGAAACAUUGAAUCAUGUGAAAUGAAUGUGGACAAGAUUAAUGGAUACUUUUGUGAAAAUGACUGAUAAAGGAUUUAAAAAAAAAAAAAAUAACAAAAACAUUAUGCAAUGAACUUUCAGCAUUUUGUAGCAUUUCGUUUUAAUAUGACAUAGCUUGGUUAAAUGGAACAAGCUGGAUGCAUUAGGAUAUGUCAGUUUGUGUCUGUGUGUGCAUGUGCGUAUGUGUGACAAGACUGUUGGUUGUGCUUUUAUUUGUAACAAACAAUGUGAUUCGUUAACCAUGACACAGUAUGAGAUUUUGUCACAGUCAGGAAAUACCUGGCUGAUUUCAUCAUAUGGUAGUCACUUCAGAGUAGUGUUUUAAACUUGUGAAGGUUUAAAAAAAAAAAAAAAAAAAAUUUAGGCUAGUUAUUAUAAAUCUCAAAAUCUGCCUGUACAAUGGCUGGAAGUGACAAAAGCCAGAAUACUAAAACUGCUGUGGUCCAUGUAAAUUAAUUCAAUUAUAACAGCAGUCAUUGGUAAAAUUGAUAAUAACUUUAGGCUAGUUAUUAUGAAUCGCAAAAUCUGCCUGUACAAUGGCUAGAAGUGACAAAAUCCAGCAUACUAAACCUGCUGUGAUCCAUGUAAAUUAAUUCAAUUAUAACAGCAGUCAUUGGUUUAAUGUAGCUGUGAGACUGGUCGGUCUUAAAGCAGUUUAAGUUAAAUACCACAUAUAACAGAUGGAAAUCUGAAUGCACACAUUCAGUCAUCUUUAAUACUGGAAUUACAUUAUUGCUUAUUAAAUCACCAUUUAAAUGUUCAUUUAAAAAAAAAAAAAAAAACCCCAUAAAAACAUGGCUUGAAGCUUCUCUUGUCUGUGUGGUCUUUUACCAUUUUAAAAAACCCUACACUAUUUUUAAAAAAACCCUGGAUUUUCAUGGUAACACCACAUUGACCAACAGUGAAAAAGAGAAAACCUUUUAUUUAAAACAAAUUUCAGUUAUAUUACAAUAAUAAAAUCUACUGAUUUCCACAUGUACCUAUGUGUUUGAUAGAUCUGUGGACCCUAAUAGUCAAAUCUUGUUGGUUUAAACUCAGUUGCUGUGUUGUCGGUUUCCCUUCACAAAAUUGUAACUGUUCUUGUCUAAGCAAAAAAAAUAAAAUAUUGCUAAUGACCAAAUGAAGAAUAAUAACUUAAUAUAAAUAAUAUUACUAUGGAUUAUAAUAUAGUCACAGCACAAAAUUCUAUUGGACCAAUUCAUUAUUCAGUGGAGAGAUGGGUUUUAUGGAUGUGGACUGUUUGACCAAAUGGGUGAAGCACUUGUAAUGGUCAUAAAUUAGACCAAUAUAAAGUUUUCAUUGGAAUUGAGUUCAAGCUAACAAGAUUUGACAGAAUAUAUUUAUUUCAAAAUAGUGUUGGUUACAAACCUAUAUAUAUGUACACUUGACAUUCAAAAGAAAAUUUUGAAGUGAUUGCCAAGAGCGUUGAAAAUAUUCUAGUCAUGAUUGACGCUCUGCUAUUUAUUUGAAAUGAAGCACAGGUAUUAUUGAUGUAGUGUUAAUAAACAUUACGAAAAACAUGGAAACGAAGAUGAAAAAGUAAAAAUCAAAAUGUGUUUAAACUUGAUGGUGCUACUUGUUGAUAAAUAAAUAUAUAUAUAUAACUAUAUAUAAAUAUAUAUUGCUGUACAAAAUGUGUGUGAAUAAGCUUUUUCAGCUUGCAUGACAUCACUUUAUGGUGGUGCUAACUGUACCACUUAAGAGGAUUACUUGAAAUUUGUAACAUUUAAAAUAGUCUGGCUCACUUUCUGGAUCGAGCCAUCAUCAUAUGGUAUUCUUUGUCUUUCAUUCAUACAUUCUACUUCUCUCUCUUUCUCUCUCUCAACUAAAUUAAUCUGAUGUUAAUGAAAUAUGAUACAAGGAAUAUUUGAUUAUGAUAUUUAAAAAGGUAUUCGUUUAUUAGUUUUCAUUCUGGUUCUAAAUUGAGCAUGAAAGGUCAAGAUAUUUUUUUUUUAAUUUAACUUGAGUAAUUGUAAUACUAUUAUAUCUUAGAAUAGAUCCAAAUUUAAUAUAUUGCAUCAAAAUAUAUUAUACUGUUUAUGUUUUACUACUUUUUUUUGUGAAAAACAAAUGAUACAACCAGUUUUCCCUCAUAUACAUUGUGAAAAUGCAGCCAGGCAUUGAUUUAGGCCCUUGAUCCCUCUAUUUAUGGUCACAUAAUGAAAUUUCUCUCUGUAUAAGGUGAGAAAUCUGACCAAAAACACCGAAUGACAUUGCUUUAAGUUUAAGGGGCCCCUCUGUUAAAUGUUUUUUUAAUCCAUGCCUGGUCGCUUAAUCCAAACUUUAACAGUGAUAUGAUGUCUUGUUUUCCUUUUAAAGCUUAAGCUUCUGGGUUUUUUUGUACACAUUUUUUGUUCAUUAGUUUCACCAAAUUUGUUUUGCAUUUUACUUUUAAAAUUCAGUACAUUUCAUUUGGAUCCUUAAUCAAACACACAAGGUUGACAUUCAUAAUAUUUUAUCUACAUGUUUUUCAUUUACACUAUAAAUAACAAAUGGAGAAAUAUUUUCGGUCAUCAUUCACUAUUAAAGGUCAUUCUUCAAUCAUUUGUAUUAUGUUCAUCAGUUUCUAUGACUGGGUCAGUAGCAGUGUCUCUAAUAUUAAUUUUUUCUCCAUCAAUAUAUAUCACAGUAAAUAUGAAAAGAAAAAUCAAUAAAAAAAUUGGAAAAAUGCUAAUCUUAUAAUUAUUUUUUGUGAUAAUUUUUUUUUUUUUUAACAUUUGCCUAACUGAAUGUUCUAAAAUAUUUGAUAUAUGUGAAGAAAAAAAAUACUUUGGGUUAUUCAUUAUCUACAUUUGUUAUUUUAUUUAUUUAGCUUGUGUACUAAUAACCAUCUAAAAUGAAAUUUCACUGUUGCAACAUAAACAGAUAUCUAUGGAGUUCUAGAAAACAAUAUAACACUUCUAUUAUGAACAGCACUUGCAUAUACAUUAUUUAUAUAUACACAUGAAUAUGGUCACUGUAUUAUUAUUUUUAGAAUGAUGUUCAUGUCAUUUCCUUGAACAAUUAUAACAAUGUCAGUGUAUAUCAUUCAAAAAGAUGUACAAUUUUCAAAUUAUAAUCAUGUCUCAAAGAUAAAGAGAUAAUAUGAAAGAAUAUUUUAUAAUGUGGGUAUAUAUCAUAUAUGUCCACUCUCCUCUUGGCCCUCCCUGCCCCCCGCUAGUUACCAUUUUGAAAACAUUCACUGGAUGAAAAUAUAUAAAACUGACAUUUUUUUAAUAAAUGUCCACUCUCCACCUUUCCCGCACAUCCCACCCCACCCCUCAAUAUUAGUUACCAUUUUGAAAAUAUUAACUGGAUGAAAAUAUAUAAAACUUACAUUUGAAAAAAAAGAGGAGUAUUUUCUGCAUAGUUCUUUACUGUUAAAAAGUGAAUUUACUUAUUUUUAAGCCCAUUUAGUGGUAUAUUUAUCUUUUUAAGUAUUUCUUUUUAUAUAUAGAAGUCGAGAAAUAUUUUUGAAUAUUCACACAUAAGGCCAUGACAACAUACCUGUUGAAUUAUUAUUUGUACCAGUUUAAAUUUUACAGAUAUAAUUUUAACGUAUACACUGGGUAAGCUGUUUGAACAACUUGAGCCAGCUAGGGCAUGUACCUUUUUUUUUUUUUAAAACCCAUUGAUAUUUCAUGGAUAACCUUACCUAUUGUAAUCUAAUAUGUUUUAAAUUCCAUGAAAUUUAUGCAACUUUUACAUAAAAUGUUAAUAACGAAACCUUUCGAAAUGGUGGUCAUUGAAAAUGUAUGUUAACCAUGUUUGUGCUAUUUAUUUAACAGAAAGCUAUCUGGGUUGAUUCUGUCAUGUGUAUAAGCAAGUGAAAUGUUCAAUAUUUCAUGACUAGCCAUAUGCAGGUUUAACACGAACGUUCACCCAGGACUAUAUUAGUGCUAUAGUGACCACAUGUCUGUAACCCAGACAGCACACACACUGUGUACAAAACAUGUACAGUUUCCAAAGGCAAAUUUGUUUUGCAAAAAAAUUCAUUUGUAAAUAUUAUUCUGCAAAUAAAUGUUAGAACAAUGA
This is a messenger RNA of Gigantopelta aegis, 8546 nucleotides long. Its product is annotated as netrin receptor UNC5C-like. The transcript has 19 exons. Gene Ontology annotation, molecular function: protein binding; netrin receptor activity. Gene Ontology annotation, biological process: motor neuron axon guidance; netrin-activated signaling pathway. Gene Ontology annotation, cellular component: membrane. Lineage: Eukaryota; Metazoa; Mollusca; Gastropoda; Neomphalida; Peltospiridae. The coding region runs from base 582 to 3605 and encodes 1007 amino acids. The record is from RefSeq and is a predicted model, not a curated record.